Camellia sinensis is the source of this 1816-nucleotide messenger RNA. The record is from RefSeq and is a predicted model, not a curated record. NCBI's taxonomy places the organism in Eukaryota, Viridiplantae, Streptophyta, Magnoliopsida, Ericales, Theaceae.
AUAUUGUUUAUCAAUUUCAUAUCCUUGUCUUAUGGGUUAACAUAUUAAUGUUAAAAUCUUGAGUUUUGAUUGCUUGCUUAGUUUUUUUUUUUUUUUAAUUGCUAUUUUAUACUUGAAAUACAAUAUUAUACUUGAAUAUACAUUCUUGCCUGCACUUGUAGCUGGAAGUGAUGCCAAACCUGUUUAUCUGCCCAUGGAGAUUUGCAAGAUUGUUGAAGGGCAAAGGUACUCUAAAAAGUUGAAUGAGAAGCAGGUGAGUGCCCUGCUAAAGGCAACCUGUCAACGUCCUGAUGUAAGAGAGGGCAGUAUUAAGCAGAUGGUUCGCCAUAAUAAUUACAACAACGAUAAGCUUGUGAAUGAAGAAUUUGGUAUUCAAGUGAGGGCUGAACUUGCAUCUGUUGAUGCACGAGUUCUCCCACCUCCAAGGCUCAAGUAUCAUGAUACUUGGAAAGAGACACAGGUUGAUCCAAGGGUUGGUGUAUGGAACAUGAUUGACAAGAUUGAUGUGGUUCUUUUUUUUCCCGUGGGUUGGAUGCAUCAAGAAAAAAUGACAAUACAUUGUACAAAUCUUGUCUGUAUGAAAAUGGUUAAUGGUGGCAAGGUGGAAUUCUGGACAUGCAUCAGCUUUUCACGAUCUAGAAUUAAUUUGGACGAGUUCUGCCGUGAAUUGAUUUCUAUGUGUCGUAGUAAAGGGAUGGAUUUCAAUGAGCCUUUCCUUCCUAUUAAAUCAGCAUAUCCUGGUCAAAUUGAGAAGGAUCUCCAUGAUAUUCAUGCCCGUUCUACUGAAAAAUUAGCAAACAUGGGAUUGACAGGGAAGCAACUUCAGUUGUUAAUUAUUGUUUUGCCUGAUGUCAGCGGGUCAUAUGGAAAGAUCAAAAGAGUGUGUGAAACAGAGUUGGGCAUUGUCUCACAAUGCUGUCAACCUAGGCAAGCACAAAAGAAUAAUAAUAAACAGUAUCUAGAAAAUUUGUCUCUCAAGAUAAAUGUGAAGGUUGGGGGUCGAAACACUGUGUUGAUGAGCGCUAUUGAAAGAAGAAUCCCGUUUGUGACUGAUCGCCCUACAAUCAUCUUUGGAGCUGAUGUAACUCAUUCUCAACCUGAGGAUGACGCAAGCCCAUCCAUUGCUGCGGUGGUUGCUUCAAUGGAUUGGCCUGAGGUAACGAAGUACGGAGGACUGGUUUCUGCACAAGGACACAAGGAAGAAAUCAUCCAGGAUCUCUAUAAAACAUAUCAGGAUCCUCAAAGGGGCACCGUUCAUUGUGGAAUGAUUAGGGAGCUGUUAAUAGCUUUCAAGACAUCAACUGGGCAGAAGCCUCAUAGAAUUAUAUUCUACAGAGAUGGUGUUAGCGAAGGUCAAUUCAACCAAGUUUUGGUCCAUGAAAUGGAUGCAAUCCGAAAGGCUUGUGUUUCGUUAGAGGAACACUAUCUGCCACGUGUAACCUUUGUUGUGGUGCAAAAGAGACACCACACACGCCUUUUCCCUGCAGAUCAUAAUGAUCGUCGUUCAACAGAUAGGAGUGGCAACAUUCUGCCAGGUACGGUUGUGGACACCCACAUUUGCCACCCUAAUGAAUUUGACUUUUACCUAUGUAGCCAUGCCGAAAUUCAGGGCACAAGCCAUCCUACACACUAUCUUGCUAUCUUCAAAGCAUCAUUUAAUUCAGGCUUCAUUGCAAUGUAUGCUACACUUGCCAGCCGAGAUGUGGACUGUUGUUUGAUUCCAGAAUCACCCUUCUUUCUGGAAGGGGUAGUGGAUGUAAUAGAUAUUGGUGAACAUGUUCUAAAACUCGUUAAUUUUCUUGUUUGGGAAAACUAG